CUCUCUCCUAUCACACACACUCUCGGGAGCAGCGCUUUGACGCACCACGCAGAGUUGGAUUAUAGUAUUGCGCGCUGGUCUUUCACGGGGUUUUUUUCCUCCCUCACGUUGUCUACACUCUUGCCACUGACCGGCAAUUGAUAUAUGAUCGGAAUCAAUAUUUCUCCACCACGGUGACCUCUGCUGAGCUUUUGGAAAAUCCGAGCGCUGCCGCUGCUGCCUCUCCGGACGCGUGUUGUGAAUUAAUAACCAAGACCAGCCUCACCUGGAGUGUGUGCGUGUGUGUUGUGUGUGUGUGUGUGUGUGUAUGCACUGAAGUGUGUGUGAGAGAGAGUGCGUUUCUCUGGAUCAGAUCAAGGAUCGAGGUGUUGCACUUGCUUGGUUCCGCACGCGCACGUAUACAUACACAGACACCACACACACCGAGAGGAUUUGGGCACCGCAUGCCGGGGACAUGUGGAAGUUUGCGCCGCUGUAGCGCAACCAGAGAGCCGGUCCACCGUCUCGUCGACCUCCCCUCUUCCUGCACUGGGGGACCAAAUUCCUGGUUCACAGCCUUCAAACGCACAACGAAACCCCUCUAAGAAGACCCAAAUGUAAAUUCAGAACGAGAAAUUUCAGAAACGCACGUCUUAAAAGGAGGACGGCAUCCCGUUGCGUGCAGAGUUUGGUGAGCUCUUUCGGGGAUUCCAGGGCUUUUAUUUAUUUUUUUUAACGCCCUUGUAUUUUCUCAGUAUUUUGUGGGUCUCACAUUGGCCCCCCACUUGCCGCAGUGAUGAUGGGAACUCUGAGUCCCGUUGGCCCUGGCCGCUCCCCGGUGACUGCGCUGGGGCUGCUGGUGGCUGUUCUGGUACUGGUCCUGUCCAGCGGAGCGGAGGGACAGCCCUGCCCGACCCAGUGCUCUUGCACCGGGACUACAGUGGACUGUCACGGCCAAGGACUCCGCAGCGUGCCCAGGAACAUACCCCGCAACGCCGAGAGACUGGAUCUGAAUGCAAACAACCUCACUAAAAUCACCAAGGCGGAUUUUGCGGGACUGAGACAUCUGCGAGUGUUGCAGCUAAUGGAGAAUAAAAUCACCACCAUUGAAAGAGGAGCCUUCCAGGACCUGAAGGAGCUUGAGAGAUUGCGCCUGAAUCGGAAUAAUCUGGCUGUCUUCCCCGAGCUGCUUUUCCUGGGAACGACAAAGCUCUACAGACUUGAUCUCAGCGAGAACCAGAUUCAGGGAGUUCCGAGGAAAGCCUUCAGGGGAGCUGUGGAGAUCAAGAACCUCCAGUUGGACUACAACCACAUCAGCUGUAUUGAAGAUGGAGCUUUCCGAGCGUUACGUGACCUGGAAGUGCUCACCCUCAACAACAACAACAUCAGCCGACUGUCUGUGGCCAGUUUCAACCACAUGCCGAAGCUCAGGACCUUUCGUCUGCACUCCAACAACCUGCAGUGUGAUUGCCACGUGGCCUGGCUGUCAGAGUGGCUGCGACAGCGCCCCCGCCUGGGUCUUUACACCCAAUGCAUGGCCCCGCCGCACUUGAGGGGGCACAACGUAGCUGAGGUGCAGAAGAGGGAAUUUGUCUGCACAGGUCACCAGUCGUCGUCAUCUUCCUCCUGCAGUGUGUUACAGUGCCCGGAGUCCUGCACCUGCAGUAACAACAUCGUAGACUGCAGAGGGAAGGGACUAACAGAAAUACCCACCAACCUGCCAGAAACCAUUACUGAGAUACGACUGGAGCAGAACGCCAUCAAGGUGAUCCCAGCUGGAGCCUUUUCUCCAUACAAGAAGCUGCGCAGGAUAGACUUGAGUAACAACCAGAUAUCAGAGCUAGCCUCGGACGCCUUCCAAGGUCUGCGCUCCCUCAACUCUCUGGUGCUAUAUGGGAACAAGAUCACGGAGAUUUCCAAAGGACUGUUUGAGGGGUUGUUUUCUCUGCAGCUAUUGUUGCUGAACGCUAAUAAGAUAGCGUGUCUUCGUGUAGACGCAUUUCAGGACCUUCACAACCUCAAUCUGCUCUCACUAUAUGACAACAAGCUCCAGACCAUCGCCAAGGGGACCUUCUCAUCACUAAGAGCCAUACAGACACUUCACUUAGCCCAAAACCCUUUUAUCUGUGACUGCCAUCUGAAGUGGCUGGCAGACUACCUGCAGGACAAUCCUAUUGAGACGAGCGGCGCCCGCUGCACCAGCCCUCGACGGCUCGCCAACAAACGAAUCGGACAAAUCAAGAGCAAGAAGUUCCGUUGCUCAGCUAGAGAACAGUAUUUCAUCCCAGGUACGGAGGAUUACCGCAGUAAGCUAGGAGGGGACUGCUUCGCCGACUUGGCUUGCCCGGAGAAGUGCCGUUGUGAGGGCACCACAGUCGACUGCUCCAACCAGAAACUCACCAAAAUACCAGAUCACAUCCCCCAGUACACAGCCGAACUGCGUCUGAACAACAAUGAAUUCACUGUGCUGGAGGCGACGGGGAUCUUCAAAAAGUUGCCUCAGCUGAGGAAGAUUAACCUGAGCAAUAACCGCAUCACUGACAUCGAGGAGGGGACCUUUGAAGGAGCCUCAGGGGUCAAUGAGUUGAUUCUGACCUCCAACAGACUGGAGAACAUUCACCACCGCAUGCUGAAGGGACUCAGUGGCCUCCGCACACUCAUGCUAAGGAGUAACCGAAUCAGCUGUGUGAGCAACAGCAGCUUCGUGGGGCUGAGCUCCGUGCGUCUCCUGUCGCUCUACGACAACCAGAUCACCUCCAUGAACCCCGGGGCAUUCGACACGCUGCACUCCCUGUCCACGCUCAACCUUCUGGCCAAUCCCUUCAACUGCAACUGUCACCUGGCGUGGCUCGGUGAUUGGCUGAGAAGGAAACGUAUCGUCACUGGUAACCCUCGCUGCCAGAGUCCUUAUUUCUUGAAGGAGAUCCCCAUCCAGGAUGUAGCUGUCCAGGACUUUGCCUGUGAAGAUGGUAACGACGAGAACAGCUGCUCACCAGUGCUGAGGUGUCCGGCUGAGUGCUCCUGUCUGGACACUGUAGUGCGCUGCAGCAACAAGGGCCUCACCACGCUGCCCAAAGGCCUGCCCAAAGAGACCACCGAGCUGUAUCUGGAUGGUAACCACUUCACUCAGGUUCCUGUGGAGCUCUCCAAUUACAAACACUUAACUCUCAUUGAUUUGAGUAACAACCAGAUCAGCACGUUGUCCAACCACAGCCUCAGUAACAUGUCCGAGCUGCUUACCCUAAUCCUGAGCUACAACCGCCUGCGAUGCAUACCAGUGAGGGCGUUCGACGGGCUCAAAUCUCUCCGUUUGCUGUCUCUCCAUGGUAACGACAUAUCGCUGAUACCAGAGGGAGCCUUCAAAGACCUGUCGUCGCUCUCCCACCUGGCUCUGGGUGCCAACCCUCUGUACUGUGACUGCCACAUGCAGUGGCUGUCAGACUGGGUGAAGAGUGGCUACAAGGAGCCUGGCAUCGCCCGCUGCACCGGGCCCGGAGACAUGACUGACAAACUGCUGCUCACCACGCCUUCCAAGAAGUUCACCUGCACAGGUGCAGUUGAUAUCAAUAUCCAGGCUAAGUGUGAACCCUGCCUGUCCAACCCCUGCAAGAACGACGGUACCUGCUCCAAUGACCCGGUGCACUACUACCGCUGUACCUGCCCCUAUGGAUUCAAGGGGCAGAACUGUGAGGAGCCCAUUCAUGCCUGCAUCAGUAACCCCUGCCAGAACGGUGGCACUUGCCACCUGAAGGAAGGAGAAGGAGGCAACUUUUGGUGUGUUUGUCCGGAGGGCUUUGAAGGCGACGCGUGUGAGAUCAACAUCGAUGACUGUGAAGAUAAUGACUGCGAGAACAACUCCACGUGUGUUGAUGGAAUCAACAACUACACAUGCAUGUGUUCGCCUGAGUACACAGGGGAGCUAUGUGAAGAGAAACUGGAUUUCUGCGCUCCAGAGCUGAACCCAUGUCAGCAUGACUCAAAAUGCAUUUUAACUCCUCAAGGAUACAAGUGUGAGUGCACUCCAGGGUACAUUGGUGAGCACUGCGAGCUGGACUUUGACGACUGUGAAGAAAACAAGUGUCAGAAUGGAGGUCAGUGCAUUGACGCCGUCAAUGGAUACACCUGCGUCUGUCCAGAGGGUUACAGCGGGUUAUUCUGCGAGUUCUCCCCUCCGAUGGUCCUGCCUCGCACCAGCCCCUGUGACAACCACGAGUGCCUCAACGGGGCACAGUGUGUUGUAAUGGGAUCGGACCCCCGCUGCCAGUGUCUCCACGGCUACGAGGGCGAGCGCUGUGAGACGCUUGUCAGUGUCAACUUUGUCAGCCGCGAAUCGUACCUUCAACUUCCCUCCAACCUCCUCUCACAGGAGACCAACAUCAGCCUACAGAUUGCCACAGAUGAGGACAGUGGCGUGUUGUUGUAUAAAGGAGACGAUGAUCACAUUGCCAUGGAGCUGUACAGGGGGCGCCUCAGGGUCAGCUACGAUACGGGAUCUUACCCUCCGUCUGCUAUAUACAGUGUGGAGACAGUGAACGAUGGCAGCUUCCACGCUGUGGAGUUGGUGGCGUCAGACCAGACUUUAUCUCUGUCAAUCGACGGCGGGCCGCCAAAAUCUAUCAACUCCAUCAGCAAGCAGUCCACGCUAAACAUAGAUUCACCACUUUACCUGGGAGGUAUGCCUGAACGCGCCUCAGCCUCGGGGGGUCUCUCAUCCCUGCAGCAUAGCUCAGGAGGACGCAACGGCACAAGUUUCCAUGGCUGCCUCCGUAACCUUUACAUCAACGGCAAGCUCCAGGACCUGGGGGCCGGGCCGGGCUCUGGGACUGCAAAGAGCACCACCAGACAGUGGCUGGGCCACGGGGUGGAGCCAGGCUGCCAGCCCUGCCAGAGAGGCGCCUGCGUCCAGGGUGACUGCCACCCAACAGGGCAUCGUGGGUUCACCUGCACCUGCCACCCGGGCUGGACGGGGGCUCUGUGUGACCAGCAAGUCAGUAACCCCUGCGAUGGCAACAAGUGUAUCCAUGGUACCUGCCUUCCAAUCAACUCCUACUCGUACUCUUGUCGCUGCCAGCCUGGUUUUGCUGGCGUACUCUGUGAUGAGCAGGAUCAGGAUUCAGCCAACCCCUGCAGUCUGUCUCGCUGUAAACACGGAAAAUGUAGAGUGUCAGGCCUGGGCAAGGCAUACUGCGAGUGUAACAGUGGAUAUACAGGAGAGGCGUGCGACAGAGAGGUGGCCUGCCGAGGGGAACGGGUCCGAGAUGUCUACCAAAGACAGCAAGGCUACGCGGCGUGCCAAACCCAGGAGAAGGUCUCCCGUCUAGAGUGUCGGGGCAGCUGCCCGGGGGGAGCAGAUGGACAGGGCUCCUGCUGCACCCCCCUUCGCAGCAAACGUAGGAAAUACACCUUCCAGUGCACUGACGGCUCCUCUUUUGUCCAGGAAGUGGAGAAGGUGGUCAAGUGUGGCUGUACAAAGUGUUCCUCAUAAAAAAGAAAAAAACAAGAAAAAGAGACAACACCCUCGGCAGAGUUCCACCCCUCCAGAUAUGUUUUAUGUUCCUACCCACCUUACUUGAUCCCUUAUCCCUGAUCCAAGGUCCUGAUUCCUCCACAGACCCCCACCAACCCAGUUUUUUUAAAAACCUUUAAACACAUUAAAAAAAAAAAAAAAAAAAGAGAAACAACUAAAAUAGAGUUUCUUUCCUUGUCAGUGCUGGACUGAUGAUUGAUGCUUCCUCGGUGGGGAUGUUUGAAUUGUAUUGUAAAGUACAAAAACAGACUUAUUUUUUAUUAUGAAGUGGAGAAAAAGACAAAAAAAAAAACAAACAAAAAAAACAAACAAAAAAAAACACGAGUUGACUUUUUCCUUACAUCUACUUCUUUAUGUUGGUCAUGAUGACUCCAAUGGUGUGCCACACUGUCUCUUCCCUGGAGGACUGACCGGUCAUUGACGGAUGACCACCUCCUGUAGACUUCCUGCUUCCUGUCUGUGAGUUGUGUCUUCUUUUAGGAGUAACCUUAACUGGUAGUACCACAGACUCACCACUAGGAGGAGCUGCAUUGAGGCACGGGAGACGGAGGGCAGUGAUAACCACCUACAACACAAGAAACCACCACUGUAGUCUGAGGUCUCCCUGAACAGGCCUCCUGAACCCUCUGAGACUGUGUGCAUGAUCCUACACACAGCUUGUGGUAUUUUUUACAGCUACUGAACAACACAAAUACAAACACACACACACACACACACACACAAAUGCUCUCACCUGUAGAAGUUAUACAUAUUACCUGCCAGGUUAAAUACACUAUUCUCCGUUUAUCUACCCCCAGUCAUGAAUGACAAGUAUUUAUUGUAUCAUAAAUACCUGUACUUAUUCAGUAGAUCCCCUAUGUAUCAAUCUGAUUCUUUUAAUAUAUAUUAAUUUAUAUUUGUCCUUAUUUUUGUAUUAAAAAAGACAUAAUCUGUCAAGAUAGCUGAACUAACAAAAUGGUGUCUUUUAUUUUGGUUGAAGAGAAGUUGUUUUUUUUUUUUUUUGUUUUGUUUUUUUUGAUCACUGAAACUAUUGUGCUUGCCAGAGACCUUAGUUACAUUUUAAUCUGCAAAUGUGACGUGAAGACAUUGUAUAUUUUUGUCGCGUUUCCUGAGAGUUUGUACUGUGCCAUUACCAGAAGGUCUUUAUAUUAGAGUAUAAAUGUAUAGAUAAUUUCCCUACCUAUGUAUUUCACACACAGAUCUUGUGAGUAGCAUUGACCCUAGAGGAUGCUUAGAACUGUUUUUACCUUUUUAACAAAUUUAUGCUUAAAGAAUACUGUGACUUUUUCUAAAUGAAACUACUUUGUUAGCCCCUUGGUCUUCGACGUUAACAUGUUGCUGCUAAGUUUUUGUACCGUAGACUUGGAUCCUGAUCUGUAUGUUAUAUAGAACUUCCUGCUCCAACUGUACAGGGGCACCUUGUGUAACAGAUAAAUAUGUCCCCCCAACUCUACACAUGUGCAUUGUGCUUUAUAUUUUCCCUUCUCCUCCAUCCCCAGACUAAUGUCAGUUCCCUGACUGAUGUUUGUUUAUUAAACACAAUAUUUACCUCACACUCCUCAACUUUGCUUUUUUUUGCCUUUUGUCUCACUGAGAGGUCAGAAUUGUUCUCCCUCAGCAUCAGAGACUGAUUAUUAAAGAGUUGAAGCACAGUAAUGUGGACAGCAAUCAAUAUUUUUUAAAGGUGCUGUGCAUAAAGUGAAGAAUACAACAGGGACUUCAUCCCCACAUUUGUCCCAACACCUGUGGGAUGAACUGGAGCCAGGAUUUUUGUCCAACAUCAGCGCAAAUGCUCUAUGGCCUGAAUUCCCACAGAAACACUUGUAGAAAGCCUUCCCAGAAGGGUACAAGCUGUUAUGUAUUUAGAAUGCAACGUCAUUAAAGUUCCUGUUGGGGUGAUAGUCAGGAGUCUCAAUACUUUUGUCUACAUUUUGUAUGUUUUACAACGGUUGGGACAACCGUGUCACAGACCCAGUUGUCCCAAAGCAGUUAAGAAACAGACAAACAGGGUCCACUUUUCAAAUGAAAUGUUGAGUGAAAUGUUCCUUCAUUAAGAUGAACAUGGACACUAGUUUAUCUUGAAUUAAUAUCAACAUGCAUGUCGGAGUACCCAGAGAAAACCCACGCAGGCACAGGGAGAACAUGCAAACUCCAUACAUAAGGGCCCAUAUCAUAUCAGAUGAGUAUUAAUCCAUCCAUCCAUCCAUUUUCUAUACUACUUAUCUGUGCAGGGUUGCAAGGGGGAUGAGUAUUAAUCUUUAUAUGUAAAUUGUCCCCAAGAAACUGACUGUUUUGUCCUGUUUGAGAAACAUUUUGUAAAAAAUUCAGCACCCAACUAUAUUUUUUGUAUGUUAGAAAUUAUUUUGGCAAUCAUUUUUAAAUGAAGCGCUACAUCUGUGACCACUUUUUAGAGAUAUACGUUCAGUUUCAGUCAGAACAAAUCACAAAUCGGUUUGAGGUUGAGAGCCCCAGACAGGCUAACACAAAGCUGGUUUUGCCCUUCCAAUUGUUUUGUUUGCUUGUUUGUUUGUUUUUGUUUUUUAACAGUAAAACAAAUAUGUAGAAAAAUAUGCCAACCUUAUCCUUUAAAGUUUUUAUUAUAUACAUAAAAACAUACUUGUGUAUUUUUGUCCAUAAUUGUAAGAAUUUACUGUUUUCAAGAGAAGUUAGUCAACUUCCACAACUGUAUACAGACCAUCAGGGUAUCUCAGACAUUUAGAAACACAAAGUGAAA
Molecule: messenger RNA, 8240 nt
Organism: Scatophagus argus
Lineage: Eukaryota; Metazoa; Chordata; Actinopteri; Scatophagidae
Gene: slit2
Product: slit homolog 2 (Drosophila)
Exons: 37
Coding region: 776-5464 (1562 amino acids)
Biological process (GO): retinal ganglion cell axon guidance; negative regulation of cell growth; negative chemotaxis
Molecular function (GO): Roundabout binding; heparin binding; calcium ion binding
Source: RefSeq, a predicted model, not a curated record